AUGGUCCUACACCGUGACGCCCCCACGAGCGCGCAGGUGGGGAAGUGGGGAAGUCAAGAAGGCCUCGGCACGAAGUCCGACUCGCCCUCGCAGCCGCACCAACCCCUUCCUCUGAGCUUUGCCCAGCCUGAGAAUGCUCAAAGCGCCCGCCCGCUAUUCCAAUACCGUGCGUCUAGCCCUGGACUCCGUCGCGUCGUCUCGAUCUCCACAAUCUCACCGAUCUACGACGAAACUUCUGCCUGCGCUCGCGAUGAUCGCAGCACCAUUGCAAGAACAGACGCCAAGUUGAAGAAGGCAGCACAAAGUCCGACCGGCCCUCGCAGUCGCACGCUCGCCUUGACCCAGGGCGCACGAACAGCAGAGCAUGCUCAGGUGUCCGCCCCCCCAUUUUGA
Sparassis crispa is the source of this 393-nucleotide messenger RNA. RefSeq lists its product as hypothetical. The transcript has 4 exons. Lineage: Eukaryota; Fungi; Basidiomycota; Agaricomycetes; Polyporales; Sparassidaceae. The coding region runs from base 1 to 393 and encodes 130 amino acids. The record is from RefSeq and is a predicted model, not a curated record.